Molecule: messenger RNA, 2169 nt
Organism: Lineus longissimus
Lineage: Eukaryota; Metazoa; Nemertea; Pilidiophora; Heteronemertea; Lineidae
Product: serine/threonine-protein kinase RIO1-like
Exons: 17
Coding region: 67-1833 (588 amino acids)
Biological process (GO): maturation of SSU-rRNA
Cellular component (GO): preribosome, small subunit precursor; cytosol
Molecular function (GO): protein serine/threonine kinase activity; ATP binding
Source: RefSeq, a predicted model, not a curated record
CUAAUUUGCCCAACAUGUGUAACUAGAAGAACCAAAACAAGCGUUUAAAUAUCUGAUUUCGGAGCGAUGGAAAUGAUCAGACCACUGGAAGCCGGCCAGUUCGAUGAUGCUGAUGAUGACAAGACAACUGCCAAACCUGCACUUGUGUCAGUUUACAAUUCACCACAGGGAGAUGAUGGGGACAUGCCAUCGCUUACUGAGGACUUCAGCGACAGCUUAGUGUUUGAUUCUGUUGGUGGUGAAAGUGGUAACAUCAGUGGUAGUGAAGGUAGUGACGACUUGGAUGAUGAUGACGAUGAUGAUUUUGAUUGGGACAUUACUUCAGGCAUGUCAGGAUCAGGAGAUCUCACAAAAAGAUACAAUGCAUCUGUUUCACAUACCCCACAGCCUAAUUCCCAAGCACGUGGCAUGUCUAAGAAGUCUUCAAUAAAGUAUCAGCCAAAUGAUAAAGCCUUUAGCAAGUUCUCUCAAAAAAUUAAUGUUGAGAAGUAUGCUGGACCUACAAUGUCAAGUUCUGCUUCGAGUAAACUUAUUGAAAAUUCAAAGAAAGCUGAUGCUGACAGGUAUCGUAGUCGUGAUAAGGCUGAUCGUGCCACAGUCGAACAGGUGAUGGACCCGAGGACAAGAAUGAUCUUGUUCAAACUGAUCAGCCGGGGUGUGAUAUCGGAAAUCAAUGGUUGUAUAAGUACUGGGAAAGAGGCCAACGUUUAUCACGCUACCUCUAAAGAUGGGAAAGACAGGGCUGUCAAGGUUUACAAGACUUCCAUUUUAGUUUUCAAGGACAGGGAUAAAUAUGUUAGCGGUGAAUUCAGAUUCCGACAUGGUUACUGUAAGCACAACCCUCGGAAGAUGGUGCGAACGUGGGCAGAAAAGGAAAUGCGGAAUCUUAUGAGAAUUCACCAGUCUCACAUACUGUGUCCAGAGCCUGUGAUACUGAGGAGUCAUGUUCUUGUUAUGGACUUUAUAGGAACUGAGGGUUGGCCAGCUCCAUUACUAAAAGAUGUCGAUAUAUCAGAGUCAAAGUCUAGGGAGUUAUAUCUUGACUGUAUUCAGAUGAUGAGGACCUUGUAUCAUGAAUGUCGACUUGUCCAUGCGGAUCUCAGUGAAUAUAACAUGUUGUAUCAUGAGGGUAAACUGUAUGUGAUAGAUGUCUCCCAGUCGGUGGAACACGACCAUCCAUGUGCCUUGGAAUUUCUCAGGAAGGAUUGCACAAAUAUAAAUGAUUAUUUUAGAAAGAACGGUGUCUCCACAAUGACGGUUAGAGAAUUAUUUGACUACAUUACCGACCCUAGUAUAACCACUGAUAACGCUGACGACUAUCUUGAUAAAAUCAUGGAGGUCACCUCACAUAGAACAAUAGAUGAUAUCACUGAACAGGAAAAAAUUGAUGAAGAGGUUUUUAAGCAUUCGUUUAUCCCCCGUACCCUUGAUGAUGUUGUGGACAUUGAAAGAGACCUAAAGAGAGCACAGAAAGGUCAAAUGGGAGACAUCCUAUAUCACACUGUCACUGGAAUGAAACAGAAUUUAACGGGUACCCAAGAGGCGCCUGCUCUGCUGGAAGCAUCUUCAGGUGGAGGCGAGGGCGAUGAUGAAGAUUCUAAAAGUGAAGCGUGGUCAGUGUCGGAUUCGGGAGGUGAAGAUGACAGCGAGGAAGAGAACUCAGACAACUCCAAAACAAACAAUACCCGAAUCAGAGGGGAAUCGCCAAAUACGAGAAGAGAACGCAAGAAAGUAGUGAAGGAUGCCCAGCGAGAGAAGCGGAAGGACAAGAUGCCGAAACACGUCAAGAAGAGGAAGGAGAAAACUUCAAAAACGGGAAAAGGAAAGAAGUGAUUGUCGUGGACAAUUUCAGUGACUGUUAAAAGUUGAUUACAUUGCAUUUGAGACAUCUUCCUGCUGAUGGACAGUUUUUGUGGUGCUAACUCAACUGAUUUAUACCGACUUGUUUAUGGAGUUGUACAAAUGAAUAUUCAAUUCCGCGAAUCAGUAUUUUGGAGAUAGGUUUGGGAGGAAUGGUAGUCAUAGGGCUCUCUUACAUAUUGAGUAAAUUGCUGGUAUUGACUGUUCGUCUUCCUUGGAUUUACGCUGUAAUAUAUAAAAGGUUAUCAUGCUGAUUGAAUAGUAUAGCCAAUAUUGGGUUAUAAUAAAAAAAUCUUGAUAAAAACACAA